This is a messenger RNA of Raphanus sativus (radish), 2988 nucleotides long. RefSeq names its product receptor like protein 23. Lineage: Eukaryota; Viridiplantae; Streptophyta; Magnoliopsida; Brassicales; Brassicaceae. The transcript has a single exon. Gene Ontology annotation, molecular function: protein binding. Bases 173 to 2833 code for a protein of 886 amino acids. The record is from RefSeq and is a predicted model, not a curated record.
CAGAGCCAAAAUACAAAGACUUCAAUUUAGCUCUAUCUUCUUCUAAGUCAAGUUGUGUGGUUGACGUAUAGCUCCAGCUGAAACCCACAUAUCUUUAUUUAUACCACAAACUUUCUCUCUCACAUUCCUUAAACCAAAAUAAAUCUUCUUUUUGAAAAUUUUCAUAAAACUCAUGUCUGAAUCCUGUGUGCUUUUGCAUUUUCUCUUGCUAAUCUUGCUCCGUUUUGUCUCCCCUUCAAGCUUCUUCAAUUUAAACAUCGACUAUAGUAGCUAUGUUGCUUGUGGUCCCCAUCAGAUUCAAGCUCUAACUGAGUUCGUGAACGAGUUUGAUAGCAGCCAGUGCAACCUCAGCGAUCCAUACAAUGGAGUAUGGUGCGAUAACUCGACCGGUGUGGUAACAAUGCUACGACUCAGGGACUGCCUCAGUGGAACUCUAAUGCCCAAUAGUAGCCUCUUCAGGUUACAUCACCUUCGUUACCUUAACCUCACUCAAAACAACUUCAACCUAUCUUCACUUCCUUCGGAAUUUGGCAAUCUCAGCAGGUUAGAGUUCUUAUCUCUUAAGAAUAAUGGAUUUGUAGGCCAAGUUCCUUCCUCAUUUAAUAGCCUAAGCUUUCUCUCCGUUUUAAAGCUUUCCCAAAAUGAGCUCACUGGUAGUUUCCCACUCAUAUGGAAUCUAACAAAGCUCUCCGUUUUAAUCAUGUCUCAUAAUCAUUUCACUGGAACUCUGAACCCCAACAGUACUAGCCUGUUUGAGUUGCACCACCUCCGUUUCCUUGAUCUAGGUUACAACAACUUCAGUUCACCACUCCCUUCUGAGUUUGGAAAUCUCAACAGGCUAGAGGUCUUAUCUCUUUCCGAUAAUGGCUUUUUUGGCCAAGUUCCUUCCUCGUUUAAUAACCUAACCUUGUUAACCGAAUUGUACCUUGCCUCUAAUCAGCUCACUGGUAGCUUCCCACUUGUUCAAAAUCUAACCAUGCUCUCAGUUAUUGAUAGCAGUAAUAAUCACCUCACUGGAACCAUUCCAUCUUCUCUAUUCACCCUGCCUUACUUUUCAUAUCUCGAUCUGAGAGUAAAUAAUCUCAUCGGUUCUAUUGAAUUUCCUAACAACUCUUCCACCCCAUCUAGGCUAGAGCAAAUGCGCCUUGGGUAUAACCAUUUAGAAGGAAAAAUCAUAGAGCCUAUCUCAAAGCUCAUCAACCUCAAGUAUCUUGAGCUUUCAUUCCUUAACACAAGCUCCCCAGUUGACUUAAGAAUCUUCUCCCCACUAAAGUCUUUGUGGAGCCUCGAUCUUUCCGGUAAUAGUAUAUCUCCCGCCAGUUUAGAUACAAAUAAUUCAGACAUCCCAAUAAACCUGGAGAUAUUGUUCUUAUCAUACUGCGGCAUCAACGAGUUCCCAAAUAUCUUAAAGGUCCUUGAGAAGUUGGAGUUUAUAGACGUUUCAGACAAUCUAAUCAAAGGGAAAGUCCCUGAGUGGUUAUGGAAGCUUCCUCGUCUAAACGCAAUGUUUCUUUCCAAUAAUUUGUUUAAUGGUUUCGAAGGUCCGGUGGAUGUUUUGGUAAAUUCAUCGUUGAAGAAUUUAUUUAUGGUGCAAAACUAUUUUGAAGGAGCAGUUCCUAUUCUACCACUUUCUAUCAACAACUUUGCUGCUUCAGACAAUAGUUUCACAGGGAGCAUACCUCUUUCACUUUGCAACUACAGAUCUCUGAAGCUUUUGAUGCUAUCCAAUAACAACCUCACGGGAACAAUUCCUCAAUGCUUGAGUAACUUGACAGUUGUGAAACUUCGGAAGAACAACUUGGAAGGAAGUAUUCCUGACUCGUUUCAUCUGGGUGCUUCUCUACAGACACUUGAUGUAGGACACAAUCGACUAACCUGGAAACUUCCAAGGUCUCUUCUAAAUUGCUCAUCUCUGGAGUUUCUAGUUGCUGACCACAACAUGAUUGAAGACAAGUUUCCUUUCUGGCUCAAGGCGUUACCCAAUUUGCAAGUACUUAUCCUCAGUUCUAACAAAUUAUAUGGUUCUAUAUCCCCUCCUGAUCAAGGUCCUCUCGGGUUUCCAGAGCUGCGUAUAUUUGAAAUAGCUGAUAAUAAGUUUACUGGAAGAUUGCCACCAAGAUACUUUGUCAAUUGGAAAGCAUCAUCACUUACUAUAAACGAGGAUGAUCGUCUAUAUAUGGAAUACAUAUUUACUUCUGGGAGACUUUACUAUAUCGAAACUGAUACUAUAGAUUUGAAAUACAAAGGUCUAUCAAUGGAGCAAGGGAGCAUCCUUGCCUCAUACGCCACUAUUGAUUUUUCAGGGAAUAAAAUUGAAGGACAAAUUCCUGAAUCAAUUGGUCUUUUGAAAGCAUUGAUUGCACUCAACUUCUCAAACAACGUCUUCACAGGCCAUAUUCCUCUGUCUAUCUCCAAUCUAAAAGAUCUCGAGUCACUAGACCUAUCAAGCAACAAACUCUCAGGAACCAUUCCUAGUGGACUUGGGACUCUCUCGUUUCUGGAGUACAUAAAUGUGUCUUACAACCAACUCAGAGGAGAAAUACCACAAGGAACACAAAUUACUGGACAGCCUAAAUCUUCCUUUGAAGGGAAUGCAGGGCUUUGUGGUCUUCCUCUCCAGGACAAUUGCUUUGGGACUAUUGCACCACCGACACAACAACCUCCGGAAAAAGAAGAAGAAGAAAAUGAGGAACAAGUGUUGAACUGGAAAAGUGUGGCAAUAGGGUAUGGACCUGGAGUGUUGCUUGGACUUGCAAUAGCACACCUCAUUGCAACAUACAAAUCGGAGUGGUUCGUUAAGAUAAUUGGUCCCAGUAAGCGCAGAAGCCGUUAGGAAUGUUUCAGUUUGAGUUUGAUCCUUCUAAUGUAUGUCAAGUGGUUGAUGAUUCCUCUUGUUUGGAAGCAUCUCUAUAUGUUUGUUGUAUCAUUAUCUGAUGUUUUGUUCUAUUUCCUUAUCUAUAAAGUAAGAAUAAUGAAUUUUAUAGUCAA